AAUGUAACCCGAAACUCAUCAAUUGACACUAAUAGAUCUUCAGAUAUUUUUCGACCCCAGGGGAAAAAGACACAAGUACGGGAAACAGCGAAAGUACGAAAUCUUUCCGACCAAACUCCACUUCAGAGACAACUUCAAACCGAGAAACCAAUUACACGAGCAGCAAUGAGCGGGUCCCACCACCGUCACCAUCUCCUCCAGCUAGUCCUAUCCUGCCGCAAGAUCACGGCGCAAGUGACUCAGCCAGGAACAUCCACCAUCAUCGCCAUGGCUUCCUCCUCCGAGCAAGAGUUCCUCGCCCAGAGCCGCGCCAACCUCUACCGGUUCCCUCGCUCCAACAACUUCUGGGACUCCAAGACGGCCUCUCGCGUCGGCGAGAAGCUCGCCCUGCGUCUCAGAGACCUCGGCGUCGACGCCGUCUCCGUCGACUCGGAGGAAGAGUCCUCGCGACCUGUUCACCACCGUAAAAGGGUUUUGCCCUUGUUCGACUCCGUCCGUCGUAGUGGAAUCAGAGUCGAUGGUACUGACCAGUUAAACGAUGUCGUUCCUAGAGAUUGAGGUUUAAGAGAUUUUUGCAAGAACUUGUUAUAACAAUUUGAUUUCAUACCUUUUGAUUCUGGUUUUCUAUGCAACUACUAUUUCAAAUCAUCAUCAGCAUUAAUUUUUUUUUGAUUCUGUAAACAUAAAAACUUCUCUGGAUAUUUAAAUGGAGAAAUCAA
This is a messenger RNA of Raphanus sativus (radish), 719 nucleotides long. RefSeq lists its product as uncharacterized. The record is from RefSeq and is a predicted model, not a curated record. The transcript is spliced from 2 exons. Gene Ontology annotation, molecular function: 5S rRNA binding; structural constituent of ribosome. Bases 166 to 558 code for a protein of 130 amino acids. NCBI's taxonomy places the organism in Eukaryota, Viridiplantae, Streptophyta, Magnoliopsida, Brassicales, Brassicaceae. Gene Ontology annotation, biological process: translation. Gene Ontology annotation, cellular component: ribosome.